Messenger RNA from Diprion similis, 864 nucleotides. RefSeq lists its product as uncharacterized. Gene Ontology annotation, molecular function: N-acetyltransferase activity. Bases 21 to 815 code for a protein of 264 amino acids. The transcript has 4 exons. The record is from RefSeq and is a predicted model, not a curated record. NCBI's taxonomy places the organism in Eukaryota, Metazoa, Arthropoda, Insecta, Hymenoptera, Diprionidae.
CUGAUCAGAAUCAUCGGGAAAUGCAGACCGACGACGGUGAGAAGUACGUCGAUUACAUCGACCUGUCUGGGCUGUACUGGAAGCGGCCGGAAGGUCCAGAGCGUGUUUGGCGCGUCGUUGACGGUCGGAAAAAGAUGCCGAGUGGAGAAGUACCGAGAUUCAUAAUUCAAGAGGUCCCCGAAUCAAUGGAGGAAGAAUUAGUCGACUUUAUGACAAAAUACUUCGCCUCCGAAGAAACGCUAUGCGUAAGCCAGAAUUUGCUGAGCGACCCGAUAGCCAUCAGAGAAUUUCGUACAGUAUGGAAGGAGUCGCUUCGUCAGGGGGUCAGCGUCGUUGCUAUCAGGGAGAAUUUCGAAUCCGAUGAGAAGCCUGAAAUUGUUGGAGCCAACGUCCUCGCCGUUGUGACGAAGGAGGACAAGGAUAAACCGAGAAGCAAGAUGGAGGUACGAUCAAAACAGAUGAACAGCAUAGCACGAGUGGCAUCUCGGUUUAGGGCUGACGUUGAUGUGACCAAAAUAUACGGGGUUGAUAUAUAUCUUACUGCACGCGGCCUCAGCGUCCAUCCCAGUUACAGAGGGCAGGGCAUUGCAGACGCCCUUCUUCAGGCACGCACCGACAUUGGUCAGGCCUAUCAGAUACCCGCGACAGAGUCAAUUUUUGCCGCUACUGCAGCCCAGAUUGUGGCCAGCCGCAACGGGUUUGAGGUUCUGGUUGAAAAAAAGUAUACUGAAAUCCUCGACGACGAAGGGAAUGUCGCCUUUCCUGGAGUUGCGCCGAAAUUCAUUAAAUUUAUGGGAAAGAAAUUAUUGAAGUGAAUGCUGCAAUAUUCUGGCUUUGUGUGAAAAAGGAUGCUUCGAUUGUUUA